Messenger RNA from Insectozyma verbasci, 507 nucleotides. The record is from the annotation of a GenBank genome assembly. Lineage: Eukaryota; Fungi; Ascomycota; Pichiomycetes; Serinales; Debaryomycetaceae.
AUGCUUCCACAACCUAUAAAUAUUAACAAAUGGAUUGAAGAGAACGGACACUUAUUAAAACCACCAGUCAACAAUUUCUGUUUACAUCGUGGUGGUUUCACUAUAAUGAUUGUUGGUGGACCAAAUGAACGAAGUGAUUAUCAUAUAAAUCAAACACCAGAAUAUUUUCAUCAACUUAAAGGUACAUUAUGUUUAAAAGUUGUUGAUGAGGGUAAAUUUCGAGAUAUUUUAAUAAAUGAAGGUGAUUCAUUUUUAUUACCACCAAAUACACCCCAUAAUCCAUGUAGAUAUGCUGAUACUAUUGGUUUAGUUGUUGAACAAGAUAGACCUCAAGGUAUGAAUGAUAAAGUUAGAUGGUAUUGUAAACAAUGUGAAUCAAUAUUAUAUGAAAAAGAAUUUUAUUUAACAGAUUUAGGUACUCAAAUUAAACAAGCAAUAAUUGAAUUUGAUCAAGAUUUAGAUGCAAGAACUUGUUCUAAAUGUAAGUUUAUAAAUAAUUCUAAAUAG